Molecule: messenger RNA, 636 nt
Organism: Emys orbicularis (European pond turtle)
Lineage: Eukaryota; Metazoa; Chordata; Testudines; Emydidae
Product: synaptobrevin-like
Exons: 5
Coding region: 1-636 (211 amino acids)
Biological process (GO): vesicle fusion; exocytosis
Cellular component (GO): SNARE complex; membrane
Molecular function (GO): SNAP receptor activity; SNARE binding
Source: RefSeq, a predicted model, not a curated record
AUGGCUUUUCAGAUUAUUAUCUUUAUGACCAAACCAGUUACAGUUUAUGGCACUGUAAAAAGAAGUGGAUCUAAAAAAAAGAACUUUCUGCUGCAAACUUCAGUUACCUUGUAUAUUUCAUUUACAAAGACAAACUUUGUGUACCAUGCCCUGCUAGUUAAUGGAAUUACAUACUUAUGUGCUACAAACAACACCUUAGACAGCACAGGACCAUUUGCCUUUCUUAAAGAGAUUUGCAAAGCUUUCAUUGGUAGCCCCUUGAUAUCGCAAGUGACCUUUGCUCAUCCAUUUGAAUUCAACGCAGAUUUUCAACAGGUGCUGGGGAAAUACAUGAUGGAGUACAAUAGGAAGUCAGAUGACAUUAUAAUUUCUACCCUGCAAAUUCAAGUUGAUGAUGUCAAAAAUGUUAUCACCCAAAAUGUUGAUAAGGUUUUGCAAAGAGCAGAAAAGCUGAGUGACCUUGCUGACAGAACAGAUGAUCUCCAAAUAGCGGCUCAUUCUUUCCAAAAAACCACCACAAAGAUUUCCAGGAAGAUGUGGUGGAAAAAUGCCAAAAUGAUGAUAAUUAUUGGAGUCAUUCUACUUAUUAUUUUAAUAUUUAUCAUUCUCCUAGCUACAGGUGUUAUUCCAACAUAA